Molecule: messenger RNA, 528 nt
Organism: Alligator sinensis (Chinese alligator)
Lineage: Eukaryota; Metazoa; Chordata; Crocodylia; Alligatoridae
Product: E3 ubiquitin-protein ligase TRIM11-like
Exons: 6
Coding region: 1-528 (175 amino acids)
Source: RefSeq, a predicted model, not a curated record
AUGGCGGGGUGCCAGUUAGCAGCCUGGCAUGAAGAAUCCACACUCUGGGCCGGCAAGACUCUGAGGCAGACGGAGGUGGAGCGGCAGCUGGUGGUGUCCGAGUGCGAGGGGCUGUGCCAGCUCCUGGCUGAACGCGAGCAGGUCCUGCUGGCCCGGCUGGGAGAGCUGGACACGGAGAUUGUGAGGAGGAGGGAGGAAAACGCCGCUCACCUGUGUGAGGAGACUGCCCGCCUGAGCACCCUGAUCACAGAACUGGAGGGGAAGUGUCAGCAGCCGGCGCCUGAGCUCCUGCAGGGUCUCAGAAGCGCUGUGAGCAGGGGUGAGGAGGUGAUGCCUCUACAUCUAGUCCCCGAGUUCCCUGAGCUGGAGAAGAGACUCUGGGAUUUCCCUGGAGAGAACAAGCUGCAGGAGGCUCUGAUGGGAUUCCUGGGAUUCAGAAGAGCCCACAUACAUGCAGAAAUGAACCUGAGCCUGGCAAGACAGCGCACCAUGGUGACAUACCCUGGGGACCUCCUUGGGUGCUCCUGA